AUGUUGGGAUCAUUACUCUUCGUGCCCCUGGUUGGGGCUACGGUCAUUGGGUCAUCCCCGGGCCCCAGCGAGAGCUGCCCUGGGUACAAAGCACUUCGUGUUCAUGAGGGGUGGAAUACUCUGACCGCGGACCUAACCCUGGCAGGUAAACCGUGCAAUUCCUAUGGCACGGAUUUGCAGGAUCUAAAAUUGCUUGUGGAGUACCAAUCUGAUGAACGCCUCCAUGUUAUGAUUUAUGAUGCAAACGAACAAGUUUACCAAGUCCCUGAGUCGGUUCUUCCCCGCGCCAGGAGCGACUACGGUUAUCCCCGACAUUCUGUUCUGAAGUUUAGCUACGUAGAAGAACCCUUCUCGUUCACGGUUUCUAGAGGCGACGAAGUGCUUUUCGACACCUCUGCGUCCAACCUCAUCUUCCAGUCUCAGUACUUGAAUCUGCGAACCUGGCUGCCAGAUGACCCAUAUCUGUACGGUCUGGGGGAACAUACGGAUUCUUUCCGCCUAGAAACAAACAAUUACACUCGGACCCUUUGGAACCGUGAUGCCUAUGGUGUUCCUCACCACAGCAAUUUAUACGGCACUCACCCAGUCUACUAUGACCACCGUGGAUCUGCUGGUACCCACGGGGUAUUCCUGCUUAACUCAAAUGGUAUGAAUAUUAAUAUCAAUAAGACAGAGGAUGGCAAGCAGUAUCUUGAAUACAACACCCUGGGAGGUAUCUUUGACUUCUACUUCUUCACUGGUGCUACUCCCAAGGAGGCUAGUAUUCAGUAUUCUGAGAUUGUUGGCCUCCCUGCUAUGCAGAGCUACUGGACACUCGGUUUCCAUCAAUGCCGAUAUGGCUACCGUGAUGUUUUCCAAGUGGCUGAGGUUGUGUAUAACUAUAGCCAGGCCGGAAUCCCAUUGGAGACGAUGUGGACAGAUAUCGAUUAUAUGGACCGACGAAGGGUGUUUACCCUAGACCCUGAUAGGUUCCCUAUUGGCCGCAUGCGCGAGCUAGUGGGAUACCUUCAUGACCACGAUCAACGUUAUAUUGUCAUGGUUGAUCCCGCUGUGAGUGUGAGCGACAACUCAGGCUUCAACAGCGGCAUGGAGCAGGAUAUCUUCCUUCGAACACAGAACGGCAGCCUGUAUACCGGUGCCGUGUGGCCUGGUGUUACUGCCUACCCUGACUGGUUCCACCCGGGUAUCCAAGAGUACUGGAACGACCAAUUCAAGGAAUUUUUCAAUGCUGAAACUGGAAUCGAUAUCGACGGUCUUUGGAUCGACAUGAAUGAAGCCGCCAACUUCUGCCCUUUCCCUUGUACUGACCCCGAGGGAUAUUCCGUUGAGAAUGAUCUUCCCCCAGCACCGCCUGCUGUUCGCCCCAGUAAUCCUCGUCCAUUGCCCGGUUUCCCUGCCGAUUUCCAGCCCACUUCUUCUAAGCGAUCGGUGAAAAGAGCACACGGCGACAAGGUUGGACUUCCCAACCGCAAUCUCCUCUACCCUCCAUACAAUAUCCACCAGGCAGGGGGACCCAUCAGUAUGAACACGAUUCAAACCGAUGUUAUCCACGCAGGCGCAGGAUAUGCUGAGUACGAUACACAUAAUCUUUAUGGAACGAUGAUGAGCUCGGCUUCCCGUGUCGCAAUGCAAGCGCGACGGCCUAAUGUCAGACCACUGGUCAUUACGCGCAGUACAUAUGCGGGCGCUGGCUCGCAUGUUGGACACUGGCUCGGUGACAAUUUGAGCGACUGGGACCACUACCGUACCUCGAUCGCGCAGAUAAUUGCGUUUGCAUCUAUGUUCCAGAUUCCUAUGGUCGGAGCCGAUGUAUGCGGGUUCGGUGGAAAUACAACUGAGGAACUCUGUUCCCGGUGGGCAGCCCUCGGAGCCUUUUACACGUUCUACCGUAACCACAACGAGAUUACUUCGACUCCCCAGGAAUUCUACCUUUGGCCCACGGUUGCAGAAUCUGCGUCCAAGGCUAUCGAUAUCCGAUACAGACUCAUUGACUAUAUUUACACAGCACUACACAGACAGACCGUGACGGGCGAGCCUUUCCUGCAGCCUAUGUUCUAUCUCUAUCCCCAGGACGAGAACACGUUCGCAAACCAGGCGCAGUUCUUCUACGGCGAUGCUCUUCUUAUCAGCCCCGUGAUUGAAGAGGGCCUCACCUCCGUGGAUGCAUAUUUCCCGGACGACAUCUUCUACGACUGGUAUACUGGAGCACCGGUUCGCGGGCACGGCGCCACUAUCACCCUCCACGACAUUGAUAUCACUCACAUCCCCAUCCACGUCCGCGGGGGGAACAUUAUUCCCGUACGGUCUUCAAGUACCAACACCACCAUCGAACUACGCAAGAAGGGAUUCCAGCUCAUCAUUGCCCCGGGUCUGGACGGAACCGCCACAGGCAGCUUGUACCUUGAUGACGGCGACUCCCUGGAACAACAGCAGAGCGUCGAAAUUGAAUUUGAAUACCGCCAUGGCUUCCUUUUCGUGAAGGGCCGGUUUGCGCGUUACCUCCCUGUGGUGCUGGAGAGCGUUACCUUACUCCCGAAGCCGGGCCGCUCAACGGGGGAGCCGCUGAUCAUCCCUGCUGGACUGACACUGACUGGCCCUACUCAGAUUAAACUAGCUGAACAAAUGGAACUUGCUUUGCGUUAG
Messenger RNA from Aspergillus ochraceoroseus IBT 24754, 2643 nucleotides. It is a transcript of the gene agdC, whose product is annotated as putative alpha-glucosidase. Gene Ontology annotation, biological process: carbohydrate metabolic process. The transcript has 4 exons. The record is from RefSeq and is a predicted model, not a curated record. Gene Ontology annotation, molecular function: carbohydrate binding; hydrolase activity, hydrolyzing O-glycosyl compounds. Bases 1 to 2643 code for a protein of 880 amino acids. Lineage: Eukaryota; Fungi; Ascomycota; Eurotiomycetes; Eurotiales; Aspergillaceae.